CCUCUUAUUCGAUCAAACCAGAGCGUCGGUUUUAUACUUUUACCCACACCAGGCGGCAUCGUAUACUCGGAAAUUCGACGUUGGUGAGAAAGGGACAGCCGCAUAAUCGCUUACCGAUCAAGCACCAUCAUCAUCGUACCAAUCAACUUCCCAAACGAAUCUCAUCAAAUGAUGGCGUCGCCGAAAAAGCCGCCGGCGGUGAAUUCCCAACGCCCACCGACGGCGAUCACCCACCAACCAGCCUCCCCUCGCUUUCCUUCCGGGACACCCACCGCCGGAGCGCAGCGCAAGAUCGCGAUCGCAGUAGAUCUCAGCGACGAGAGCGCCUACGCCGUGAGAUGGGCGGUCCAGAACUACCUCCGGCCGGGCGACGCCGUGAUCCUCCUCCACGUCCGGCCCACCUCCGUCCUGUACGGCGCCGAUUGGGGCGCCGUCGAUCUGUCCGUCGUCUCGGACGCCGCGCCAGACGGCGACGAGGCGUCGCAGCAGAAGCUGGAGGACGAUUUCGACAAUUUCACCACCUCCAAGGCGAACGACGUGUCCCAGCCGCUGGUCGAGGCCAAUAUUCCGUUCAAGAUCCAUAUCGUGAAGGACCACGACAUGAAGGAGAGGCUCUGCCUGGAGGUGGAGAGGCUUGGGCUGAGCGCCGUGAUAAUGGGCAGCCGAGGGUUCGGAGCUUCCAGGCGAAGUGGGAAAGGCAGGCUCGGUAGCGUCAGCGAUUACUGCGUCCAACAUUGUGUUUGCCCUGUGGUUGUGGUCAGAUACCCUGAUGACAAAGAUGCCUCUGUGGGCCCCACCAAAUACACCACCGCCGCCGAAGAGGACAUUCUGGAGCUUCCUCCCGUGCCUGAGGAAGAACCCAUCUAUCACGACGCCUCCGAUAAAACUGCAGAUUUGGGAAACACAUCUUGAGCAAACAGAGUUUGGAGAUAGAUGAUGUUUAGGAGCAGAUGAACAGAAGGCUGCAGUUGGGUGUCGAGUGUCAGUGCCACCGCCAGGGACAGAAAUGGUAAUUCCGAGUUUGUUUUGUAACCGGUUGGUCUUCUUCUUCUUCACCAGGCUGCAUUGCUUAUCCAUGUACCAAAGAAAGUAUACUUUUCAGAUUUGUUUUUACAAAGAUUCUCUUCCCUCAUUUAUCCUCUGAAGAACCUUGAAAUGCAUGCAUUUUCUGUUUAUAUAUCUAUACUGCUGAAUAUUUGCUAUAAGUUGAUGCUCAGUUUACCCACUAAUAGCUCUAUGUUCCACAAAUUUAAAAUGUUCUGGUAAGGGU
Cuscuta campestris is the source of this 1270-nucleotide messenger RNA. The record is from the annotation of a GenBank genome assembly. Lineage: Eukaryota; Viridiplantae; Streptophyta; Magnoliopsida; Solanales; Convolvulaceae.